AUGACCGUGCAGUCAGCUUGGAAAAAAAGAGUUCAACUGAAAAAGGACCAACUGAACAGUAAAAUAAAAGACGAAUGGAGAUUAAGUAGUUCAACUAUAUCGAGGUUAAAAGACGAUAAAAAAAACCUAGUUAAGAACAUCGAUGAUUUGUGUCCUUCCUCAGAGAAUCAAAUCACUCAUUCCACUAUAGUAGUCUUGAGGGAGAAACUAGACGCGGGAGAAUUAACUUGCCAUGAAAUAGCAUUUGCAUUCUGUCAUAGAGCUGCCCUAAUUCAUCAAACAGUAAAUUGUUUAUCAGAAAUCAUGUUCUCGGAGGCAUUAAAAUUAGCCGAUUAUUUGGACAACAAUAAACCAGCCGUAGUACCACCCUUGUAUGGUAUACCAAUAUCCUUGAAGGAUCAAUGUAAUGUCGAGGGAGUAGACACAUCGCUGGGAUAUUUAUCUCGCACUUUUAAAGCAAAGACCAAGAGUGAAGAGUCAUUGAUUGUUAGUUUGUUAAGAGAUUUAGGAGCUAUAAUAUUUGUGAAAACUACCGUACCUUCAUCUAUGAUGGCUACAGAUACACAAUCUAAUACGUUUGGAUAUACGUAUAACAGUAUUAACUUGGGUUUCUCUAGUGGUGGUUCCUCUGGUGGAGAAGGAUCGUUAAUUGGUGCUCAUGGUUCUUUGCUGGGCUUAGGUACUGACAUAGGCGGAAGUAUUAGAAUUCCAAGCAGUUAUCAUGGAUUGUUUGGUUUGAAGCCAACAUUUGGACGUGUUCCCUACUUGAGAGUGGAUAACUCAUUCGAAGGAAGAGAAACAAUUCCAAGUGUAAUUGGACCGCUAGCAAGAGACCUUUCGGAUUUGAGAUAUUUUAUGAGUUGUAUCAUCAAUAUUUGUCAACCAUGGGUGAAGGAUGUCAAAUGUAUUCCGUACCAUUUCGAUUCAUCUACAGAUAAAUUACACCACGAUUAUGUUGUUGCAAUAUGGUAUGGAGAUGGUGUCAUUGAUCCCCCACCUAGUGAUAUCAGGGCUUUGAAGAUUUGUGAAGAUGUAGUUGCCAAAACUGAAGGAAUGAAGACCGUUCAAUGGAAACCUCCUAGUGAAUUGAGCAGGGAAUUGUUUGACAUUGCAAAUGAAGCUGAUGUUGCUGACUCAGGUAACGAGAUAAAGAGUGAAUUUAAAGUGUCUGGAGAACCACUUCUGGAUAUUCUGAAACCAAUGGUUUUGGAAGAUGGAAGGCCCCCAUAUACUGUUAAUGAAUGGUGGAAUUUGACUAAAAGAGUUUAUAGUGCGCAACAAUCGAUGAGAGAGUAUUAUCUUUCAUUCCCCGAGUCAGAAAGACCUGAUGUUAUCAUAUCCCCUACAACUCUGACGCCGUUUAGACCCGGAGACAUGUUAAAGACCACCUUGAGAUACAUUUUACUAUUCAAUGUUUUAAAUUUUCCAUCUUUAUCCAUACCUGUUGGUAAAGUCAACUGCCAAAUCGAUAGACCAAUGAGUGUCUCUUCUGCGCUUAACCCGGAAGAUAAAAUGGUCAAGACAUACUGGAAUGACUUAUUAGAAUCUGGUGACAUAGAGGGUUUCCCAAUAGGGCUACAAAUAGUAAGCCCCACUUUUGAUGACAGUGAGGUAUGUAAAUUUGCAUCCUGGCUUUUGGGCAACAUAUAG
Molecule: messenger RNA, 1650 nt
Organism: Saccharomyces mikatae IFO 1815
Lineage: Eukaryota; Fungi; Ascomycota; Saccharomycetes; Saccharomycetales; Saccharomycetaceae
Gene: AMD2
Product: putative amidase
Exons: 1
Coding region: 1-1650 (549 amino acids)
Source: RefSeq, a predicted model, not a curated record